GCUGAAAUACCCCUCCCACCACCACAGGUGGAGUGGGCUGGCACUUGGAUGUGAAACUGGAGAGAACUGGUUCGCGUUUGCACUUUAGUUCCUGAUGGGAAGGGAGCCCGGGCAGCCCUCUCCUUUCCUCGGCACAGAGCUGCCUGCCCACCCACAAGGAUGCCUCGGUGGCUCGGACUCCUGCUCUUGGCGAGGGUCGCUGCCUCAGUGAACUUCUUCCAUCACAGCUACGAUGAGCUGGUGCGAGCCCUAUUGGACGUGCAGGCCUCGUGCCCCUAUAUUACCAGGUUUUACAGCAUUGGACGCAGCGUCCAGGGCCGUGACCUCUACGUGCUGGAGAUCAGCGACAAUCCUGGCAUCCAUGAGCCCCUGGAGCCGGAAUUCAAGUAUGUGGCAAACAUGCAUGGGAAUGAGGUGCUGGGCCGGGAACUGCUGCUGCAGCUCGCCGAGUUCCUGUGCGAGGAGUACCGGCACGGCAACCAGCGCAUCACGCAGCUCAUCCAUGAGACACGCAUUCACCUCUUGCCCUCAAUGAACCCUGAUGGAUAUGAGGUGGCAGCUGCCCAGGUACCAGGUGACCUUGGGUACCUCACUGGUAGAAACAAUGCCAAUGGAGUUGAUCUCAACCGUAACUUUCCUGACCUCAAUACCAUGAUGUACUACAAUGAGAAACAGGGUGGACGCAACCACCACAUCCCCUUGCCAGACAACUGGAAAAGUCAGGUAGAGCCAGAGACUUUGGCUGUGAUUAAGUGGAUGAAGAGCUACAAUUUUGUCCUCUCAGCCAAUCUCCAUGGUGGAGCUGUUGUUGCCAAUUACCCUUAUGACAAAUCCCAUGAACAGAGAAACCGAGGCAUUUGGCGUGCGAGCAGCACUCCCACUCCUGACGACAGUAUCUUCAAGAAGCUGGCCAAGGGCUAUUCAUAUGCCCAUGGAUGGAUGCACCGGGGCACGAACUGUGGGGAUUUCUUUCCGGAUGGCAUCACCAAUGGGGCCUCCUGGUAUUCACUCACCAAGGGGAUGCAGGACUUCAAUUACCUGUACACCAACUGCUUUGAUAUUACUCUUGAGCUGAGCUGUGACAAAUUCCCACCACAGGAAAAGCUGGCGUUUGAAUGGCUGGCAAACCGUGAGGCACUUAUUGCCUACAUAGAAGAGGUUCACCAGGGCAUCAAAGGCCUGGUGUCAGAUGAGAACAACAACAAACUUGCGGAUGCCGUCAUUUCCGUCAAAGGAAUCAGCCAUGAUAUCACUUCCGGUGAACAUGGUGAUUAUUUCCGGCUGCUGUUGCCAGGUACUUACACAGUUACUGCAUCAGCAGAAGGAUAUCAGCCCCAAACUGUGACUGUGAUCGUGGGCCCAGCCGCAGCCUCAGUGGUGCAUUUCCAGCUCAGGCAGAACAUAUCAGAGACUCCACCUCUCCGGAAGGCUUCUGACAAAGGCCCCACUGCUAAAGCUCUGCAUAAGAAGGUUGUGCCACGAGCUGCCCAAUGGGAGACACCGCGAUGAAGAUGCAGAACCAACAUUGAACGAUGGUGAUUUGUCCAAGGUCAUAGAGGGGCCAUGGCUAUCCACACUGGCUUCCUUGAUUAGCAAUGCUUUUUAUUUACUAUUCCAAGCCCCUUGGGACUGACUUUGUACUUUCAACACCUGAUGCUUCAAAUUGGUUAGAUUCAAUAUCCCAGAAAGGACAAGGAAUUAUCCCAUUCCCGUAAUUCCCUCAGAAAAGCACUGUUUUACAGGACACAGCCCUUAAGACCAACUGCAAUAAAAAUAACAUUAUAAAUGCACAAGACAAAUUUAUA
Messenger RNA from Varanus komodoensis (Komodo dragon), 1805 nucleotides. It is a transcript of the gene CPN1, whose product is annotated as carboxypeptidase N subunit 1. Gene Ontology annotation, biological process: proteolysis. The transcript is spliced from 10 exons. NCBI's taxonomy places the organism in Eukaryota, Metazoa, Chordata, Lepidosauria, Squamata, Varanidae. Bases 160 to 1509 code for a protein of 449 amino acids. The record is from RefSeq and is a predicted model, not a curated record. Gene Ontology annotation, molecular function: zinc ion binding; metallocarboxypeptidase activity.